GUACUGUCAAAUUUACGCGCGCAAAAGAGCGAGUUGUUUGCUGAUAGUUUGUGGUGAACGAACGUGUUUUCGAUAGUGCUGAAAAGUUUUGUUAUAAUAACUCAAUUUUAUAAGGAUUUUGCAUCAAUAGAAUAACCAGAACCACUUAACAAGAUGUCUGACAAUCCCAGCUCUCCGCCACCGAACACUCCGAGCGACCUCGAUCGCCGGAAUCUUCGCGCCGCUAUGACCUCUCCGGUGGGCGAGUUUGAACCGUUCGAAAAUGAGGAAGAAAUUCUGGGCGAUAUGACCAUCCGGGAGGACAAUUACGACGAAGAUGAAGAGGGGGAGGACUUGUUCGGAGAUAACGUUGAAAAUGAUUAUCGUCCGGUUCCCCAUCUGGAUCGCUACGAUUUGGACCAGCUGGACCAGGAGGUUUACAGCGACAUUUCACAGACGGAUCGGGCCGCCGCCGAGGCGGAAAUGCGUCGGCGAGAUCGCGCCGCUGGAGUUCAUCGUGACGACCGGGAGCUGUUCUAUGAGCGCAGCGACGAUGAGGAUGACAUUCCGCGGGCCAAGCGACGUGCUGCGGAAAAGGCUGCCGAUGGCGAGGUGGAGGACACUGAAAUGAUCGAAUCGAUCGAGAACCUCGAGGACACCAAGGGGCAUAGCAUCAAGGAGUGGGUGUCGAUGUUGGGUCCGCGAACGGAAAUUGCCAAUCGUUUCAAUAGCUUUUUGCGGACGUUCGUCGACGACAAGGGACAGUACGUGUAUCGGGACCGGAUUCGCCGAAUGUGCGAACAGAACAAGUCGAGCUUUGUGGUGUCGUAUACGGAUGUGGCCAAUAACCAGCAUGUGUUGGCUUACUUCUUGCCUGAGGCACCGUUCCAAAUGCUCGAAAUUAUGGACAAAGUGGCGAAGGAAAUGGUGCUGAGCAUCUAUCCCACAUACGAAAGAGUUACAAACGAGAUUCAUGUCCGCAUUUCCGACUUGCCGUUGGUGGAAGAGUUGCGCACUUUCCGGAAACUUCACUUGAAUCAGUUGGUUCGUACCCUGGGAGUAGUUACUGCGACGACUGGAGUGCUGCCGCAGUUAUCUAUCAUUAAGUACGAUUGCGUCAAAUGCGGUUAUAUUCUGGGUCCGUUCGUACAAAGCCAGAACACAGAGGUCAAACCCGGUUCUUGUCCAGAGUGUCAAAGCGCUGGACCAUUCUCGAUCAACAUGGAGCAAACCUUAUACAGAAACUACCAGAAAAUUACCCUGCAAGAGUCGCCGGGUCGAAUCCCAGCCGGACGUAUCCCUCGCAGCAAAGAUUGCAUCCUGUUGUCGGAUCUUUGCGACCAAUGCAAACCGGGAGAUGAAAUCGAGGUGACCGGAAUCUACACAAACAAUUACGACGGAUCUCUUAACACAGAGCAAGGAUUCCCAGUGUUUGCAACGGUUCUCAUUGCCAAUCAUCUGGUCGUGAAGGAUAGCAAACAGGUUGUCGCUUCUCUCACCGAUGAGGACAUUUCCACCAUUCAAAAACUGAGCAAAGACCCCCGCAUCAGUGAGCGCAUUGUCCAAAGCAUGGCUCCGUCGAUCUACGGGCACGACUACAUUAAACGUAGCUUGGCGUUGACCUUGUUUGGCGGGGAAGCGAAAAACCACGGCGAGAAACAUAAACUUCGAGGUGACAUCAACGUCCUGAUCUGCGGAGAUCCCGGAACGGCAAAGUCUCAGUUCCUCAAGUAUUCGGAAAAGAUUGCCCCUCGUGCCGUGUUUACUACCGGACAGGGUGCCUCGGCCGUCGGUCUCACGGCUUACGUGCGCCGAAACCCCGCUACUCGCGAGUGGACUUUGGAAGCGGGUGCGCUCGUCCUUGCCGAUCAGGGUGUCUGCCUUAUCGACGAGUUCGACAAAAUGAACGAUCAGGAUCGAACCUCCAUCCACGAAGCCAUGGAACAACAGUCGAUCUCCAUUUCCAAGGCGGGCAUCAUCACGUCCCUACAGGCCCGUUGUGCCGUAAUUGCCGCGGCCAACCCUAUCGGCGGUCGGUACGAUCCCAGUUUGACCUUCUCGGAGAACGUGAACCUGUCGGAGCCGAUUCUGUCCCGUUUCGAUAUCCUGUGCGUGGUGAAGGACGAGUACGAUCCGAUGCAGGAUCAGCAUUUGGCGCGGUUUGUCGUCGGGUCGCACAUCAAAAACCAUCCCACGAUGGACGAGGUCAUUCCGGAAUCACAACCCACCGACGGUAUGCAGAUUCCGCAAGAUUUGCUCAAGAAGUACAUCGUUUACGCGAAGGAGAACGUGCAUCCCAAGCUGACGAACAUGGACCAGGACAAGAUUGCCAAAAUGUACUCGCAGCUGCGCCAGGAGUCCCUCUCCACCGGUUCCUUGCCCAUCACGGUACGACACAUCGAAAGUGUUAUCCGCAUGUCGGAAGCGCACGCCCGCAUGCAUCUGCGCGAUACGGUGCAGGACGUAGACGUCAACAUGGCCAUCCGGAUGAUGCUGGAGAGUUUCAUCGAGGCGCAAAAGUUCAGCGUCAAGAAGAAGAUGCAAUCCACCUUCCAGAAGUACCUGUCGUUCCAGAAGGAUCACUCCGAGCUGUUGUACUUCAUUCUCCGUCAGCUGACGCUCGACCAGUUGGCGUACAUUCGCUGCAAGGAGGGGCCUCGCGCUACCCAUGUGGAAAUUAUGGAAAAGGAUCUCAUCGAGCGGGCCAAAACGGUGGACAUUCACAACCUGAAACCGUUCUACGACAGCGAGGUUUUCAAAAUGAAUGGCUUCGUUUACGAUGCUAAGCGUAAAACAAUUUUACAGAUUGUGCCAGAAGCAGCGCAGGCGUAAUUUUAAUGUUUUGUCUUUAUUUUCUAUUUUAAUUGCCCACCAUAUUGUACAACUGCUUUUUUAUAUAUAAGGUUUUUUUUUAUUAUA
This is a messenger RNA of Aedes albopictus (Asian tiger mosquito), 2898 nucleotides long. RefSeq names its product DNA replication licensing factor Mcm2 (gene Mcm2). Bases 154 to 2811 code for a protein of 885 amino acids. The record is from RefSeq and is a predicted model, not a curated record. Gene Ontology annotation, cellular component: MCM complex; nucleus. Gene Ontology annotation, biological process: mitotic DNA replication initiation; DNA replication; double-strand break repair via break-induced replication. The transcript is spliced from 4 exons. Lineage: Eukaryota; Metazoa; Arthropoda; Insecta; Diptera; Culicidae. Gene Ontology annotation, molecular function: single-stranded DNA binding; 3'-5' DNA helicase activity; ATP binding.